CGAAUCGAGCGAUGCAAUGUAAAAUUAUCUUGAAUAUCGCGCGCGCAGAACUGAAUCACAGGAGUUGAUUACUUUACGUCACAGUCAAUCAGUCACGUUGUUGGCGAAGCCCUUAGACGUUUAAGAACUAUUCAGUAUUCCUACCGUCGAUCGCGAUGUAGUUUAAUUUUUUCGUUAAAAUUAAGCCUGGCAACUGGGCAAGUUGCCGACUAUGAUGUGACUUAAAAAUGAUGUCGCUCUAUUCCAAGACGAGGUAGUUUUAGCUUCUUUGACGCGAAGAGCUUUCGACAAACAUGGCGUCCAACCGAAAAGACAUUAAUGACACUCGUUGCAAAACGUGUGGCUUGAUACAACCGUGCCCGUGUGAUGCGGAAAAAUCCAUUCAUGAUGCGGAUAAAAGAGAGAAGGGAGUGGAACAACCGAUUAUCAUUAUCAACAAAAGAAGACUAUCCAAAGGCAGGAGGCAUUCUUUUCCUGAGCCAGGUCUCCACGGAGGUAAUGAACCUGGCGAGGCGCGAGGCCGCCCGUCCCAGGACCAACAAUCAACAGUAGAAACCCUAACAAGACAUGCUAACCUGCAGUCUUCGCUGUCUACAGCCUCGAGAGGAGGCAGAGCUCUAACAUACCUCAGAGACAUCUUCGCAGCUAAUCCAGACAACAAGAUGGCGCUGAAACUGUUCGGGAAUAAAGCUGCCGUUCUUAUUGAACAGCGCCGGCAAGAGCAGAAGGGCAAGGGAGUGAUUCAUCCUUUCAGCACAUUUCGAUGGUACUGGGAUAUCCUCCUAAUCUGUUUUAUUUCCAUGCAUGUGAUUCUUCUCCCAGUCAGCAUUUCGUUCUUGAGUGACGAUCUUUCACUGCACUGGCUCAUCCUAAAUGGAAUCUCCGAUAGCAUUUUCCUCAUAGACAUUUGCUUGAAUUUUAAAACCGGAAUUGUCGAUCCUAACAAUCAAGAGGAGGUGAUACUGGACAAGAAAGUUAUCCGCCGGAAGUACUUACGAGGCUGGUUUUUGAUCGAUUUGCUCUCGUCACUUCCGUUUGAUUACGCGUACUUUAUCGUGUCAUCUUCGUCGGCGGAGCAAACGCUGAUCAAGGCAUCGCGGGCUCUUCGCAUCCUCAAACUUGCCAAGUUGUUGAGCCUUUUGCGACUUCUGCGUGUUUCGAGACUGGUGCGAUAUAUCAAAAGAUUUGAAGAGCUGCUUAACAUUGCCAGUGGCCAGCUUCGUAUCCUCAAGCUGAUUGGUUGUAUGCUGUUGUUAUCACACUGGAAUGGCUGUGUUCAGUUUCUUAUCCCGUAUCUGCUGGAAUUCCCAGACAACAGUUGGGUCGUGAUCAAUGGAUUGAAGGUAGCCUCUCCAGCCAGUCAGUACAGCUGGGCCCUGUUUAAUGCCAUGUCGCACAUGUUGUGUAUUGGUUACGGACGGUACCCCCCACAGACCAUUCCAGAGGUCUGGCUGACGCUGUGCAGUAUGACCAUAGGCGCCACUUUCUAUGCAGUGUUCAUUGGUAUUAUGUCGAGUUUGAUCAUGUCUAUUGAUUCAUCCGGGCGACUUUACAAUGAGAAGUUGAGUCAAGUGAAGGAGUAUAUGCGUUACCGGAAGUUGCCGCUACGUAUACGCCUCAAGGUGGAGGAUUAUUACGAACAUCGUUUCCACCAAAAACUAUUCGACGAGGACAUUAUACUGAACGAGCUCUCCAAGGCACUCAGGGAGGACAUCUUGGUCCACAACGUGAGCCCAUUACUUCACACGGUGCCCUUUUUCAGAAACGCUACUCGCCAGUUCCUCGCAGACAUCGUCAGCAAGCUCAAAUUUGAGGUGUAUUUAACUGGUGAAUACAUAUGCAGGACAGGCCGCAAAGGAGAUAAGAUGUAUUUCAUUCAAAGAGGAAUUGUUGAUGUACUCACAAAAGACGGGAUUUUGGCCACUAGUCUUGGAGACGGAUCUCAUUUUGGUGAAAUAUGUCUCUUAACGAAGGAAGCCCGCAGGGUGGCCUCGAUCCGAGCCGCGACAACUUGUAAUCUGUACUCGUUGAGAUCGCCUCAUUUUCAUGAGGUACUUAUGGAGUAUCCUGACAUGAAAGUAAUGCUUGAAGCAGUCGCCAAAGAGAGGCUUUCUCGGAUAGGACUGCAACCGAACCUGGCAGAGCCGCUGACAGAGGAGGGUAUGGCCGAAAGGUGAGUUAGAGGCGAAGGUAGGGUUAUUUACCCUUGCAGUGGAUUUGUACUUUCAAGAACUUGUGACAGGGCGCUUUUCACUUGAAUGUCGAAGAGUAGUUCGUAUUUACUUUGGUUUUACACUACUAUGCUUUGCGAUUGGUUUGAAAAUAUCGCGCCACUUUCACAUCCAAUUAGAAUUAAACUGAGCAAAACAAAUUGUGACUGGCUUAUAAACACACGUUUUCCCGCGCUUUUU
Orbicella faveolata is the source of this 2411-nucleotide messenger RNA. Its product is annotated as potassium/sodium hyperpolarization-activated cyclic nucleotide-gated channel 2-like. Lineage: Eukaryota; Metazoa; Cnidaria; Anthozoa; Scleractinia; Merulinidae. The record is from RefSeq and is a predicted model, not a curated record. Gene Ontology annotation, biological process: sodium ion transmembrane transport; regulation of membrane depolarization; potassium ion transmembrane transport. Gene Ontology annotation, molecular function: voltage-gated potassium channel activity. Gene Ontology annotation, cellular component: HCN channel complex; membrane.